AUGAAUGAUCAAAUCGAUAUUCCUCCUGGUCUCGCAUCUCGACUAUUAUCUAAAACUAAAGGACCAAAUAAGCUAGAUUUUGGUCAAAAAGUUCAACUUUCCUUAGAUUGGGUCGGAGAACACCCAGCAGGGAGACUAAAGAUUGGAAUCUUCAGAAAUGAUCAAGGGAAUAUUGUAGUUAAUGCUUCUGUUUUUAGUGCUGUUAUUGAUGUAAAGCCAAGAUCUCUUCAAAAGAACUUUUCUAUAUUUGGUUUUCACAAAAUUGAAGUAUUAGAAAAGGGAAAAUGGUAUGUUUAUUCGAAAACUGCUCCAAGAAAUUCAUUAGAAUCAGUAUAUCAGAUUCCGGAAGGCAUUCCUUCAGAGCUAUGGUCCAUAUUUUUAUCAACACAAUGGAAUAACUUUUGUAAACUCUAUCCAGAGCAUUUAUCAGUUGAUUUUGGAAAAUUUAUCCCAUCAAGUUUUGCUGGAUUCGCUCAAAUUGAUCAGUUAAUUAAAUUUAUAUAUCAUUCAGAUAUUAUCACUCCUGAAAUCUUUUGUUCCAUAUUUUAUCACUUUGGACCAUUUUCCUCUGUUGGGACAAAGCUUCCAACCCUUUUUAUGUCGAUAAUUUCACGAGGUUGGAAAAUAGGAAAUGAAAAGUUUUCAGUUUCUUUAGAAAGACCAAAUGUUUUUGUAUUUAAAGAUGAAACAAAGAGUGUUAAGUUAAUGAAUGAUUCUAGCACUGAUUCUGAUAAAGAUUGGUUGAAAUUGGAAGAUGGAUCUGUUAUCAACUUGGAAGAGUUCUGGUUCCAAUAUUUUCCCUACGCAUCACCUUCCAUAAGUUAUAUUGCUGAAUCAACUGUUAAAUUCCUUUAA
This is a messenger RNA of Trichomonas vaginalis G3, 855 nucleotides long. RefSeq names its product transcription-initiator DNA-binding domain ibd family. The coding region runs from base 1 to 855 and encodes 284 amino acids. The transcript has a single exon. The record is from RefSeq and is a predicted model, not a curated record. NCBI's taxonomy places the organism in Eukaryota, Parabasalia, Trichomonadida, Trichomonadidae.